AUGUUCAGUACUAAUCUAUCCGAGUCAGAGGAUGGUCUUUUGAGAAGUAGUUCUAUGUUUGACGAGAUUUUGGCUACCAUUUUUCCUGGGGUUCAAAUCUCUGUCAGUUUGUGGAAGAAUAGACGGUCCCCUUUUUCAUGUGACGAAGACAAGGAAACAGAGGAACUUAAUGAAGAGGAAGCAGGGGAAGAGAGGGCCUCAAACACCGCCGGUUCUAGUCUGCUGCCUUUUGGUCGUUCAACGAUUCCGCGAAAGCGGCCUUGUCUUCUGGCCGCUCUCUCUCGCUCGACCUCGGCUCAAGCGACUAGCUCACAGGCUUUAGGAGCAAUCGCUUCCUCAUUUGAGCCUCAAGGAGCUCAACCUAUGGCCUCUACACUGACCUCAGCCCCUACUUCGCCGCCAGGCCUCGAGGAUGCCUCAUGCUGUUUGGCUGUGCAGCUACAUCGCCUGCUGGCUCGCAUACAUCGUUCAGCCUGGCCAAACUUGGCUAGCUUACCGCAGCCUUCAACCUGUCCUGUUCAAGUGCCUGCUCGUCUCCGCGCUGCCGGCGCUUUGGUAUUUCCAAUGCAGCGCAUCUCACCAGCUGCCGCCCCCAUCCAUGCUCCUGCUUCAGCCCCUGUGGCUGCUGUCAGCCCACUCGCCGCAACUGCGGAAACAGCCUCCUCUGUGGCCAUUGCUACUGCAGCAGUCGCGGGUUUCGCAGGUCCCGCAGCGGCUGCUUGGGUCGCGGCAGGGAUGGAUGCUGUGGCCGCAGCUAGCAACGCAACUGGUUCCGGCUCUGGUAGGGUUCCGGGUUCUGGAACUGCGGGCACUUGGGCCAGCCUUGCUGGCGGCGGCACUGCUGGCCGUAUUGCCACUGCGCCAAUAUGUCAGGUGUAG
This is a messenger RNA of Protopolystoma xenopodis, 879 nucleotides long. The record is from the annotation of a GenBank genome assembly. Lineage: Eukaryota; Metazoa; Platyhelminthes; Monogenea; Polystomatidea; Polystomatidae.